UUUUGUGUAGUUAAGUCGGAAUAUUUCGUAUAAUUCUCGUCGACUGUCGUGUGACAUUUGUUCUUCAAACAUAAAUAUAAAUAUAAAUACAAAAUAUUCAAACAAACCAAAAAAAAAAAAUAAAAUUAUAAUUAACAUAAAUAACUAAAUAUAAUUAAACCAAAAACAAAAAAAAAUUCGCUUAAAUAUUUCCAAAAAAAAAUUAUAUAUAUAGAAAUAUAUAUAUAUGUAUAUUUAUCAAAUCAAUUUAAUCAAAUUCGCAAACCACCCAAAACAAAAACAAAACAUAAGUUUAUAAAAUUCGUUUUAAACAAAAAUCAACACAAACCAAAAUACUUAAAAGUUUAUUAUUGUUAUAAAAAUAAAACGUAACCAUAAUAAAAACGCGUGUGUGUUUAAAUACUGGAAAGCACAGAUAAGAUAAAACAAAUUAUAUAUACAACAACAACAACAACACACCAGCCACAACACAAAUUGCAAGUCGCAAAACAAAAGUAAAAAUUAUAUACAUUGAUAAAAAGCAAAUCAAUACAAAACAAAAAGAAAUAUAAAAGAAAUUCUGUAUCCAACUGAGAAGAGCAACUCAAGUGCAAACAACAAAAGAAAAACCCAAAACCAAAUCAAAAAGCCAAAAGUGUUGAAAAUAAAUUGAAAGCUGAAAAAACAAUUGCAUAAAAAGAAAGAAAAGAAAAACUUGAGGAAAAGCUAAAAUCAAAAAGCAAACAAAUAUAAUAAGCAAACGCAAAAAAAACAAGGCGAUAUCAGAAAUUGUUAUUUUCUCGCAAAGGCGCAACGUUCAAGAGCAAAUCGUUCCAUAUGGUUCAUAUUAUUGAAUUGGUCGGCCAGCCGAAGGUUGAGUUUGCUCAACAAGUUACUGUAAGUUGCCAUCAUCCAUUAAUACCACCAGCCAUCAAAUUAAUGAACCGUGCUUUACAGCUGAAGCCAGCUGAAAAUGAAAGUCGCAGCGAGCAUUUAGAUCGCAAGCUGUUCGUUGGCAUGCUCAGCAAACAACAAACUGAAGAUGAUGUUAGACAAAUUUUUCAUCCAUUUGGCACUAUAGAGGAGUGCACCAUAUUGCGGGGUCCGGACGGUGCCAGUAAAGGCUGCGCUUUCGUUAAAUUUGGUUCGCAACAGGAGGCUCAGUCAGCAAUAACCAAUUUACACGGAAGUCAAACUAUGCCGGGUGCAUCCUCCAGCCUGGUUGUCAAAUACGCCGACACGGAGAAAGAGCGACAAAUAAGACGCAUGCAGCAAAUGGCCGGUCAUAUGAACCUAUUGAAUCCUUUUGUCUUUAAUCAAUUUGGACCGUACGGUGCUUACGCGCAGCAACAACAGCAAGCGGCUCUGAUGGCCGCCGCGGCCACAGCUCCUGGCUCGGCAGCCGCAUACAUGAAUCCAAUGGCCGCAUUGGCAACGCAAAUACCUCAUGGCCUCAAUGGCACCGGCCAGCCACCGUCGCUGCCAUCGCCGACGAUGCCCAACUUCAACAUGGGCGCCAAUACGCCCAAUGGUCAGCCAGGUGGCGCAGCAGCAGCCGCUGCAGCUGCUUCAGUUGCGGAUGGUGUCUUCACGAAUGGCAUUCCACAAACGGCAUUCCCACAUCCGCUGCAUCUGACCAUACCACCACAAGGUUUGCCAAAUGGCGAUGCUGCUGCACUGCAACAUGCCUUCCCUGGUUUGCCACCAUUUCCAGGAGUUGCCUUUCCCGCCGUCUAUGGACAGUUUCCACAAGCUUUACCACCUCCCCUAGCGGCGGUUGCACCCACUCAGCGUGAAGAUUUUCUGAUGUUCCCAGGAUGUUCUAUAUCUGGCCCGGAGGGCUGCAAUCUAUUCAUCUAUCAUUUGCCACAAGAAUUUGGUGAUGCAGAAUUAAUGCAAAUGUUCCUGCCAUUUGGCAAUGUGAUCAGCUCUAAGGUCUUCAUCGAUCGUGCUACAAAUCAGAGCAAAUGUUUCGGUUUUGUGUCAUUUGAUAACCCCACCAGCGCUCAAGCCGCCAUUCAGGCCAUGAAUGGCUUCCAGAUUGGCAUGAAAAGACUGAAAGUUCAAUUGAAGCGGCCAAAGGAUGCCAAUCGACCUUAUUAACAAUCGGAGUUCCUCAAGCGUAACUUACUUCAACAACAACAACAACAACAACAACAACAAGAACAACAACAACAACAACAACUACAACAUCAGCAACAAUAUAAUGCGACAACAACUACAGCGGCAACAGUAGGAGCAGCAAGAGACGCCACAGCAACAACUACAACAAAUAAUUUUAGCAACAGUUUUAGGCCACAAUUAACAAAUGAUCGCAAUGCAAAUCCCAAUACAAUGCCCUAUACUUUUGCCAGUUGGCGAAGCGGUACCUAUUGUUAUCGCUACAGCGCCAACAACACCAGCAACAGCAACUGUAACAGCAACUGUAACAGCAACAACAAUAAUAGCAACAGCAUCAAUAGCAACACUAACAUCAACAGCAACCACCACAACAUCGACAACCACAACAGCAACCAUAUGAACAACAGCAACCACAGUGGCAGUGACAACAACAAUUCGAAUCGCUUUUCCAAAGUUGAGCUGGUCGAAAAGCUGUUCUUGUGGCAACAACAAAAGCGAAAAGCUUAGCAACAACAUUGUCAAGCAACGCCACGAAUCAACUUUUCUAAAGGAUGUACUUCAGCGCAGUUAAAAUGAAACUAAGCCCCAGCAUUAAAAAAAAUACACACAUAUUCAUACAUAUGGAUGCAAAAAAAAAACACUAAAAAAUGGUAAACAAAAAAUGUAUAAUACAAAAAAAAAAAAAAAAAAAAAAAAAAAUGAAAUACUUUAGAGCUGAAAUUUAAAUAGAUUUAUAUAUAUAUAUACAAAACAGCAGAACAUACAUGCAACUAUAUAUAGUAUAUAUAUAUACAGGCAGCUGAGAACAGUACUUAAAUAUUAGAAAUGAGAUGAACAAAAAAAAUGAAAAAUGUUGAAAAACAAAAACCAAAAAAAAAUUUUUGCCAAAUAACGAUUAUAUAUGUAUAUGAAUAUAUAUAUUAAUAUAUAUAUUUAUAGAGCAAGCAACAAACAUUGAUAUUGAUAGUUUUGUUAACAACAAAAAAGAGCAAACAACAACAUAUGCACACACACAUACAAAUAUACAUCCAUACACACACUCAUACACAUACACAAUCACAAACUUGAGACAAAAACUGACUGGUAAGAGACCAAAAUUAUCUGGGUUUUCAAUAAAAACAAAAAAGUGGAAUAAUAAAUUAAAAUUAAAAACUUAAAAAAAAGGCAGUAACCAUUUUUUAUACGAUAUAUAAAAAUUGGUCACGGGAAUUUAUUAAAAUUAAAAACGAAAAAAGAAUAAUUAAAUGAAUAGUGAAAAUAGAGAAGAAAAAAAAAAUCACACGCUGCUAGGAAAAAUAAAAAUUAAAAUUAAAAAAAAAAUGAAAUGAAAUACACGACACAAGGGAGAAUGACGGAAAAUUAGAAGAAAAACUAUCAAAACUGAAUCUGUUAAUUGGAUGAAAUGACAAACAAAAAAAACUAUGCAUAUGAGUUGGUGGUUAGAAAGGAGUUAAUGAUAGAGAGUAGAUCGAUGAUAAUGACGAUGACAAAGAUGAUGAUGAUAUGUAGCUCUGCAACUUUUUAGCAUUUAGAACUAAGCAAAAUGGCAAAGGAUUAUAUAUAUAUACAUACAUAAACAUAUAUAUAUAUAUGUACAUUAUAUACAUAUAUAUAUAUAGAUAUAUAUAUAUAAAUAAAUAUAUAAAAUAUAAAAAUUAACACAAAAAUUCGAAUUUAAUUAAUUUUAAGGAGAUUAAUGAAAAAUAAAUUUAGCACUAGGUGAAAGCAGCAAGCAAAUUAAUAUGCGAUAUGCUUUGAGAAGUAUCCUUAAGUCAAAAUUAAAGAACCACACAAGGUUUUUGCGUAGCCUGCAACAAACAAGCGAAAAUAUCAUUUUUUUACAAUAUGUAAAAGAAAGAAAAGAAAUAUAUAAUUAUUUAAAUAUAAUAAUGAAUUUGUUAGAACUAAAAAUUGAACAAAUACAAAACAAACUAAAAAUCGAAGAAAAAAGAUGAUAAGAAACGAGCAAAUUGAAUACUGUUAUUUUGAUUUGCCCCUAGACAACUAAUUUUCAAUUUCCGAAAUGAAUGAAAAAAGAAAUUCAGUUUGGCAAAAGCACGGUUUUGAUUUUUGUUUUAAAACUAACGAACAAACAAACAAAAAAAAAUCGUAAACGAUUUUAUAGCAUUAAAAAUAAUUAAAGUAAAAAAAAAAUCAAACAAACUUUACACUUAAACUUAGCUGCUUGCAACAAAAACAAAUACAGGUACUUACAAAUAUACAUACAUAUACAUAUAUAUAUAUAUAUAUAUAUAGUAUAUAUAUAUCUAUAUAUAAUUAUAAAACUGAAAACAAAAAGAUAUAUGAUAUAUAUAUGUAUAUUAUAUAUGUACAUAUAUGAGCAAAGGUAUAAGCUACAAAUGGAAAUUUUGCUAAGAAAGUAUGUAUACAUAUAUCUAUAUAUAGUAUAUAUAUACAUAUGACAGACAAUUGAACAUUUUGGCCACUUGAUUUCACAAGCUCCUCCAAUACAAAACACCCCGAUAAGAAAGCCACAAACUUUCUAUCCAAAUAAUGAUAAAGUUGACCAUAGCGCGCCCUCGCCCAAACAAAGCAAACAACAAACAACAGUAACAAGAACAACAAAAUUUACACAUAUUAUUAUUAAAAAAAAAAAGAAAUUAACAAAUAACAUGCAUAUGGCAUAAAUUAUUAUUAUUAUUGAUGAUAUAUACAUACAUAUAUAAACUAAAUUUAGCAUUUUUUAUAUAAAGGCAAAAACAAUUUUUAGCAAAACUAGAAAAUUCAACACUGACAUUUUAUAUGAAUAUUUAAACAUUUUUUGCCUUUUAUUUAACACUCACACACAUACACUCAUACUCAAUCACACACCCACAUAGCAAGCAAAUCUAACUUAAAAUGUCACAUAUUAAAAGAAAAGAAAAAAACAGAAAGCAAAAAAUUAAAACCGUAAUCCAACAAUUUUAGUCAACUGAAAUCUGUUGAUUCAAAUCCUUAAACAAUUUGACUUUGUCUUUAAAAAAUAAAGGAAAAGGAGGAAUUAAAAAAAAUAUAUAUAUAUAUAUAUCUAUAUAUAUCUGUACAAAAUGAAGUGGAAGAUUGUCAAAUCUACAGCUAAAUAUGCCAAAAAUGAACAUAAGAGAAGAUGAAGAAAGAUAAAAAAUUAAAAUGUAACAAUUAUUUAGAAUUUGUAUAGAGAAAAAAACGAGAAGAGAACUACGUUUAGAGCCUAGUUUGUGGGUUCAGAAACAGAACUUGCGACACAUAUUUGAUACUAAUGAUAAAAACAAUUAAUUAUUAAAUAAUAAAUAUAUAUGAGUAUAUAUAUAUAUAUUAAAUAUAAAAUAUAUAAGAAUAUUUAAGCAUUAAACAAAUUGUUAUCAAAGUUAAAGUUAGUUUUGUUACCAGUGCAAUAUAUACUUUUGUGCAAAUACUUAACUUAUUUAUGAGUUCCCCCCAAACACACUACUUAACAAUAGUUUCAAAUCAUAUGUCACUUUCCUUGAAUUAAAUGAAUGAAAAUCCCAAUCAAAAAUGAACAUUACCAGUUAGCCAGUACGUUAUGGGACAGUAUUAAAUACCUUACAGUUUUUUGGCCAAGUAUAAAUCCGAUUAGAUUGAGAUAUGUGUUUACUCAUGACGACGCUAUGUGGCCUAGCUUCUAGCUAACGUACUCUCGAAUAUAAGUAAAAACCUAAAAAAAAAAAACUACAAAAGAUUCUUCAGUUUCAAUUCACUUCAAUUCAUUUUGUUUUAUCAAAUGUUAAGCGUAAUAUCUUGUAAAUAUUAUAAACGAAUCCCCCAAUACAAAAUGCAAGGAAUAAAGAAACACAGAAACAAACCAAAAUGCAUUAUAUACACACAAAAAUUACUAACAUAUAACUAUAUACAUACAUAAAUACAUAUACAUACGAGUACAUUUACAUACAUACAUAUAUAAAAAUAUAUAUGCAAAAUUAUCAAUUGAUUUUAGCGAUUAUUCCGUAGUUAAAAAACCAAAAAGCAAGUUAAAUAACUACAAAGCCCCAAUUUUGACAGCUUCUAAAAAUGCUAAUCUAGAUUUUUACUAGAGCAAUACACGAAAUACACCCACACCCACACCCACACCCAAAAUCCACACGUAAAACAUACACCCAUACACAUAUACUCUCACUAUAUGUAUUUACGAUCUUGUAUGAAUCGAUCUAGUCAAAUUCAAGUUAAUUAUUGCAUAAAACAAACUUUAAACAAAGUCAAACUAUUGAGAUAAUAAUAAAUUAUUAUUAUUAUUAUAAUUAUUAUUAUUAAUUAUGAUUUUUUGUAUUGAAAAUACGAACAAGUAUUUAAACUAAAUAUAUGAAAACAAAUUAUUAUUAUUAUCAUUAUUAUUCUAUGCUAUUAUACAAAACGUUUUAGACUAUAUAUACACAACAUUUAAAUAAAAUACAAAACAAAACAAAAAACUAAAAUUAAAAACUUAGUGCAAAAAACUGAUUUUGGCAAAAUUAUGCAAAUUAUAUAUCCAAACAAAAAAAAAACAAAAUAAUAUAAAAUAAAAAUUAAAACAAAUACAACAAAUAUACAGAAACUUAAAUUAUCAAUACAUAUUAUUAUUUCUAAUGCGUAACAAUAAUAAACUAAACCGAUGAUGAAAUAAAAGCGAUCAACAAAUUGACAAAUACAAAAUACCAACAAAAACCAAAACUUGUUUUAUUUUCCUUAAUUAUUUUUCAAGUGUGAAGAUGUGGCUUAUGAAUUGGCAGAGCUUUGAAUAACCAAACGGACCUACAGACCUAACUACGGACUGAGAAUUUGGCACAUUAUAUACACCCAUAUCAUUUUCAUGUCCAAAUUUAUUAUAAUUUCUCUCAUUGAUUGAUUGAAAACAAAAAACACAUACAAAAGGGCUGUGACUUGAACGUUAAAAAUAAAAAAAACAACUGUGUAACUAAAAUCAAAUAAAAUUCUUUUUCUUUGCUUUUAAUAUUUCUUAAAUUAUGUUCCGUAAAUCAACAAAGAAAAACAAAAACUAAAUUAAAUAUAAAUUUAAACAUUUUGUUUUCGAAUGCGGUGAUAACUAGCAACCAAGAAGCCAAAUCAAAAUUAAUGCAUACAAGAUACAUAACAUAAUAAAUAAAUAAUCAAUAAAAAAAAAAUUAUGAAAUAAUUAAUGCUAACAUUGAGCGGUUAUUUUAAAUUCGAAAUGAAAUGUGAUGCAAAACGUUAAACAAACAAAAAAGAAAAAAAAAACAUAUGUCGAAUUGAAAUUAUUAAAAAUAAAUAAAACAAAAUAAAAUAAAGAAAAAACGACAAUUGUACCUUGAGCAUAAAGCGUUAAAAUUGGAACUAAUGAAAGGCACAACCUAUAUAAAAGAUUCGCCAGGUUUCGCCCCAAUUCGAUAAAAUGUUGGCAAAUGGCAACUCCACGAAUAUUUCAAAUUGGCACUUGCAUUUGCAAAUUUUGCCAAAAUACAGUUUACUGCUCAAAUGAUUUUCAUUUUUAUAAAACAAUUAAAAGAUCUUCAGCGCGUUCUCACACAUAAAUAAACAACAAAUACAAAGCACAUCAUAUCAGAAAAUGAAAAAACAUACAACGCGUAUAUCGUAGAAAUUAAACGAACAAUUUUUUUCAGAUGAAAGAAUUCACAUUCUAGUGAUCUAUUGGACGCCCCUCCAAAAAAAAAAAAAAUGUUAGUCGUAGAGUCGAUUAAUCGAAUAUAUGAAAUGAAAAAUGGGAGUUAGAAAUGCACUACUUCUUUCUAAAAAAAAAAACAGACAAAACACAACAUAAGAAGAAAAGAAAAUUCUUUCAUAUCGCAUAAUUAGCUUUGAUUUGCAUAGAUUAGUUUAAUUUGCAGUCUAAAACUUAACUGAAAGAUAUGAAAUAAAUCUUAAGAUUAAGCAUUGUAUAUUUACUAAAAGAAAAUGAAGUCUCUUAUCGAUGAUCGUUCCUUAAACUUAAAUCAUAAGAUUUACAUGAAUAUACUUACUUAUAGUGGCUCCGCUAUGAUACAUACAUUUAGUCCUAUAUAUAAAGUAUUUUUAUUAUGAGGACAUUCUUAUAGAAUGUCUAUAUAUAAUUUAUAGAUGAUAACUACAAAAUCAACUAACUAACUUAUUAAUUAAUUAAUUACUCUAUGCUAGUUAUCGACAAGGCUAGACAAAGUAGUGAAUGAAGCUUACGAAACACUAAACACAAAAACAACCAAGAACAACAAGAACAACAACAAGAACAACAACCAAAAAAAACACAUGAGUCCAAGUUUAGAACUUAAUAAUCAAAAAUAUAUUUAGAUACACUUUUCUGCAGGUAUUUAACUCAACAAAAACAAAAUGAACGUUAUACUUAAACAAAAUUACAGUACGAUAAUUGAUAAACGAUAAACGGUAACGAUUAACGAUAGAUCUAGAGCAAGGCACAUUAAAUGACCCCACCAUAACCAUGGACUACUAAAUUUCAUACACUAGUUUUUUAUACACAACAAACCAACAACCAACUAUCAACAAACAAACAAACAAAAAAACAACCAACAACCAAACAACAAACCAGAAUAAAACAAACAACACAUUUAGAUACACACACAGUUAAAUGGGCCCAAUUAGACGGGGGACUUAAUAGCCCUACGAAUUGAGGGAGGGGUGCAUAUCUUUUUUGCUAGGCCUAGAACAUUUUGCCUUGAUAGCAUUUGGGUUUAUUUUAAUCUAAACACGAAUAACUUAUAGGAUACAGGGUAAAACAUGCAAUUAAUAAUAAUUAUAAUAAUAAUAAUAAUAAUAAUAAUAAUACUAAUCAUAUAAACAUAAAACAAAUAAUAAUUGUAGUAUACUUAUUACAAUAAUACAUACUUUUUAUUUGGGUUCCAAACUACUAGUUUCCUUAAGCUUUUGCACUAAAUUUUUGAUUUUCGAUUUGGUAGCUUGACAAAAAAAUUCUUGAAAGCUUUGCAUAAAAUUAGAAAUUUGCUUGAAUAGUUCUCUAGAGCAACAACAAAAAAAUGGGCAUAGUUGGGACAGGAGUGCAGUAGUAGGAAAGUAUACAUAUAUAUACAUUUAUAUAUAUAUACAUACUUAUAUACAUAUGUAAGUGUAUAGGAACAGAACAACAACAACAACCAGCAACAAUAAUUGGCGGCGCUUGUAAGAAAGCUCAGAAAGUGCAUUUAAACAAAAAAAAAUAUGAAAUAAAAAUUUUUAAAAACAACAAAUAAAUAUAAAUCGAAAAUGGAAAUCUAGUCAUAUUUAUAUAGGCGAUGAAUUAUAUAUUAUACUAUUAUUAUGACAAUUAUUAUUAUUAACAUAAAUGCAAGAAUAAUGCAAAAGAUUUAUUAGCGAACUAAGGUCAACAUGCAUUAUAAACCAAUUUUGCAAUUAUACAAAAUAAAAUGCAAAGAAAUUCAACUGAAUUGAAUUGAAUUGAAGUGAACAUGAAAUGAAUUGAAACGAAAUGAAAUGAAUAUGAAUAUGAAAAUGAAAGGCCCCAAGUUAUUUUUUGUAGAUAAAAAUGUUAUCUUUUAGAACUUAGCCAAAUAUUAGACACUGAUCACAGUUGCAAAAUGAUACAGUUUGAGAGCAGGCUAAGUGUAAAAAAAAAAAAAACAAAAAACGAAAAAAAAAACAAAAGAUCAAAGCGAAUUUAUAUUGUAAAUAGGUAAACACAAAGCCUAAAACUACUUGCCUACGAGGGUUUAAUAAUUACAAAUUAUUAAUUAUUUAAUAAUAGUUGCUAGUUUAGUAUAUAGCAAACACAAACACACUCACACACACAUCGAUACAUUUGCAGGCCAACCUUUGAGAGUUGUUCCAAUUACGUUCAAUGAUUAUGUAGAUCCCGAAUACAAUACAGCUUUUUCUGGUACACACACGCUUUACUUUCUGUUUAGAAAUCCGUCCGUACUUAGCACUAGCACACACACUCACACACACACACGCAUACAGUUAUAACCCUAAUACACGUAUAAGCAAAUGUAAUAACUUGAAUAUUGAAUAACAAUUCUGCAUACUGCGUUACAAAAGCCGAUUAUUGGUCACUCCGAUUCUUACAGUUCAAAAUUGCAUCGGCUUUAAUUCUUAUUUGCAUUGAAGUUAUCCCUAGUCACACGUACAUACAUACGAUACACAGAUAGUUACACUCACACUAUUGAUAUUGAUAUUGAUAUUGAUAUUGAAACAGCAAAUAAGGUAUUAUUUGAGAUUUUUGAAGAGCACCUUUAAUGAAAACAAUAAGAAAUUUAGCAGCAAAUGAAAAGCCUAAUGCCAUAUAAACAUAAGUGAACAACAAACAAAAAAAAAAACCCAAAAAACUUGCACAUAGAAUUUGUAGCAUAAAUGUAAAGCAAAAUGAAAUACUUUCAGAAAAUUCAUUCCCUUUUAAAGUCUGCUGUUGAAAAUAAAAAUACAAAAUGAAAAUAAACAAAAUACUAAACACAAUUUAUAUUGAUUCGGAAAGAUUUUCAAGCAACUUUUUAACAAAAAAUAAAAGAAACAUUAUAAUCAACUCAACAACAAAAAAUUAAAUAUUAAAUGUAAAAUGGUUUCAAAAUCAAGAAAGAAAAUGAAUAAGUAAACACAAAUAAAAUAUAAACAAAACGUGUAGUAAAGAAAGUUAAAAACAAUUUCAUAAACAUCUGCAUCAAUGAUCAAAUUAUUGUUUCACUAUUUGAUGCAAGUUUUCGCAUUUUUGCAUUUUUAAAAUUAAAAUCAACAAUUUUCAUAAUGUUUCUCAGCACUCUUCAAUAUUAUUCCCUAACUGACAGCAUGUUUGGCGUUUCAUUUAUUUCGAUAAUAAAUUAACUAUGUUUACACAAUUGAAAUUCACCAAACCGGAAUCAGAAUUCAAUCCGAAUACUCGUACUUAUUAUUAUUGACAGACUCACAGACCUUGACAAACACAUUGAACAUGCACACAUGCACACACACAUUCUCACAAAACGAGUAAAUACUUAAUUAUAUAUUACAAAAUUUAUAUUUAUACAUACAUUAUACAUGAUAUACAUACAUACAUUUAAAGUGCAGAAGUAAACUAAUAGGCAAUGUAGUUGGAAAUGGAAAUACAUAGAGAAACGAUACAUAAGCAGAAAGAUUAAGGAAGAGGCAGACAUUAAAUAAACUAAUUUAAAAUAGCAAAGAAAUGGUCUUUAUAUUAACUAUAUAUAUAUAUACUAUAUACUAUACAUAUGUGUAUAUUGAAUACAAUUUAUAAAUAAUAACAAACUCAAUGGCGAAGUGUGUAAAAUUUGUGCAUUCGUUCAUGAAAACAAAAGGAUGAAAGUAAACACCGAAAAACAUUAAAAAUAUAUCUAUUAUAUAUAUAUAUAUACAUACAUAUAUAUAUAUUCAAUUUAAUUUUUCGCUCAACACUGCGAAAAAUUGUUGAAGUCACACAUUUAAAGCUAUCAAAGAAACUAUUAAUUAAUAUUGAGAAGAAACGGAAGAAACGCAAACAAAAAACAAAAGCAAAAACCAAAACAAAUAACACAAAACUAUGCAAGAAAAAUAUUUUAAUACUUAACAGGCGUAAUGAUGCAUUAACAAGUCUAGUUUAAACAUUAUUUAUAUGCCAUACAAGAACAUACAUAAAUAAACCUAACAUAUAUUUAUAAGUAUACAUACUACACUACAACUCCAAAUACAAAUACAAUACAAAUACAAAUACAAAUACAAUACCAAAUUACAAUAACAUGAUUAUAAAAUGAUUAGAGCCAGAGCAACAACUAAUUACAUGCAUUAUUAUACGAGUACAUACGACAUACGAGUAAAUGAGUAAACAUUAUUUGCGCCUUUUCUCAACUUGUUUUUGUUGGUUUUUUAUUUACAUAAUUCAUCUGUUUGAUAAAGAACGAGAAACGACAGCAGUUAGGCCAAAAUGCGCAGUAUAAGCUAACAAAAGCUAACAAUAAUAUAAAAAGAGAACAACAAAAUAAAUAAAUAUAUAUAUACUAAAUAUAAUAUGAAUAUCAAGCAAAGUUUAGGCUAAAUUUUGCCAGUUUUCAAAAGGGCAAACAUGUAAAUUUUGUUUCGUUUGCCAAACUAGGCGUCGUGUAUGGGCGACAUAUGGAAAAUAAUAUGAUAAACGUGGAGCAGAACAUUGAAAAAUAAAAUGGGAGGAUGGAGAAGAAUAUGAAGCUAGAGCAAAAGUAAACCAAGUUAUAAUUACAACAAUUAAAUUAUUAUUAAUAAAUAAUUAUUAUACAUGACAACUUAUGCAAAUGUAAUAAGUGAACAAAAAAAACACAAAAUAAA
Drosophila nasuta is the source of this 12279-nucleotide messenger RNA. RefSeq names its product CUGBP Elav-like family member bruno 3 (gene bru3). The transcript has 13 exons. The record is from RefSeq and is a predicted model, not a curated record. Lineage: Eukaryota; Metazoa; Arthropoda; Insecta; Diptera; Drosophilidae. The coding region runs from base 817 to 2082 and encodes 421 amino acids. Gene Ontology annotation, molecular function: RNA binding.